Messenger RNA from Drosophila eugracilis, 2815 nucleotides. Its product is annotated as glucose dehydrogenase [FAD, quinone]. Gene Ontology annotation, molecular function: oxidoreductase activity, acting on CH-OH group of donors; flavin adenine dinucleotide binding. The coding region runs from base 695 to 2575 and encodes 626 amino acids. The transcript is spliced from 3 exons. NCBI's taxonomy places the organism in Eukaryota, Metazoa, Arthropoda, Insecta, Diptera, Drosophilidae. The record is from RefSeq and is a predicted model, not a curated record.
UUUCGCCGAAGCAGUGAGUGUUUGUUGGUAUAAGUUAACGGACUACGUGCCGGCAAACACGUCACAAAGUCCAAAAGUCAAAGAGUCCAUAUCCAUCUAUAUAUAUAUAUUUAUCUAUAUAUCAAGAGCCAAACAGGAAGCAAUUGUCAUUGUCAAUUGUCAUUGUCCAAUGUCCAGUUAAACGAAACAAAACUAACGGACCAAAAAGCGGGGCAAAAAGGGCCCAACAAAUCCAAACUCUCCAAAGAGCGAGAGAGAGAGAGAGAGAUACUCCAAGCAUGUGGAGUUGGGAUAGAGUCAGACUUAGAGCAGCUGUGGAGAAAAGAGAGCCAACCAUCUUUAGCGGUUUCUUUGGCAUUUCUUUCAUUUCAGUUACCAAGCGAACCUCAAAGCGAGAGGUCGUUUUUUUUUUCCAAGCUCCGCCGAAAAGGAACCAAAAUCGCGGGCACGCAUGCGCAAAGCGAAUGAAAGAAAGAAAGACAGAAAGAAAGAAAGAGAAACAAACGAACGGAAAGAAAGUGCGCACCAAAAAUAAUAAUAUAAAAACAAACAAAUCGCGCUAAGGAAUUCGAUUUCGAGAGUUCUUAUUACUUUUCUCAAACACGUCGCAUCUAAAAAUUGGUUGGUCGAUCAGUGACCUAUAUAGAUAUAUAUACCUAUAUAGUUAAGACCCCAGCCGAUCCCGACCUAGAAAAUGAGUUCGGCGAUCGUUGGAGCCGCCUCGGCCAUAGGCGGAGCUGUGACGGCGGCCACCAGCAAUAGUUGGUUCAUCCCCAUGCUGAUGGCUGCAGUGGCCUAUUUCCAGUAUGAGGAGAUCAUCGAUCCGGAAUCCAAGCCCAGCGAUGUGGGUGGCGAUGAUAUUCUAGACCAUUAUGAUUUUAUAGUGAUAGGGGCAGGAUCAGCGGGUGCCGUGGUGGCCAAUCGAUUGACUGAGGUGGAAAAUUGGAAUGUACUUUUGCUAGAAGCCGGCGGCGAUGAAACUGAACUCACGGAUGUCCCACUGAUGGCUGGCUAUCUGCAACUCUCCAAGAUCGACUGGCAAUACAAGACGGAGCCAUCCGGAACAUCAUGUUUGGCCAUGCAAGGAGGUCGCUGCAACUGGCCGAGGGGCAAGGUCCUUGGUGGAAGUUCUGUUCUCAACUACAUGUUAUAUCUACGAGGAUCCAAGCAUGACUACGACAACUGGGAGGCAAUGGGUAAUCCGAGCUGGUCAUAUCGCGAUGCCUUGUAUUACUUUAAGAAAUCAGAGGAUAAUACCAAUCAGUAUCUGGCCAAUACACCGUAUCAUGCCACUGGCGGUUAUCUGACAGUGGGAGAAGCUCCCUAUCAUACUCCCUUAGCAGCCAGUUUUGUGGAGGCUGGCGUUGAGAUGGGCUAUGAAAAUCGUGACUUGAAUGGUGAAAAGAUGACGGGCUUUAUGAUUGCCCAGGGGACAACGCGACGUGGCUCACGUUGCUCAACGUCCAAGGCUUUCCUAAGACCCGCAAGAUUACGUCCCAAUCUGCAUAUCUCCAUGAACUCACAUGUAACUCGGAUUAUGAUUGAUCCCGUAACGAAAUUAGCUUUUGGCGUGGAGUUUGUCAAAGAUCAGAAACUCUAUCAUGUGAGGGCCACAAAGGAGGUGGUUCUAUCUGGUGGAUCAGUGAAUAGUCCACAGUUACUGAUGUUGAGCGGUGUGGGUCCACGCAAGGAGUUGGCCAAACACAGGAUACCUCUAAUCAAAGAGCUGAGUGUUGGUGAAAACCUACAGGAUCACAUUGGCCUGGGUGGUCUGACUUUCCUGGUGAAUCAACCUGUUUCCAUAGUGGAGAAUCGCUUUCACACUAUGUCAACUGUCCUGCAAUAUGCUGUUUUUGGCCAAGGACCUUUGACCAUACUGGGCGGUGUUGAGGGUUUGGCCUAUGUGAACACUAAGUAUGCGAAUAGCUCAAUGGAUUGGCCAGAUAUUGAGUUCCAUUUUGUCUCCGGAUCGACUAACUCUGACGGAGGAUCACAAUUACGUAAGGCUCAUGGCCUAACAGAGGCCUUCUACAGAGCUGUCUUUGAACCGAUUAACAAUCGAGAUGCCUGGAGCAUAAUACCCAUGUUGCUGAGACCCCGCAGCGUGGGUAAUAUUCGCCUGAGAAGUGGUAAUCCCUUUGAUUAUCCCUAUAUCUUUCCCAACUAUCUAACAGAUGACUUCGAUAUGAAAACGUUGAUCGAAGGCGUUAAGAUAGCAGUGGCAUUAUCACGAACGAAAGCCAUGCAGAGAUUUGGAUCGAGAAUAUCGAGCAUCCGUUGGCCGGGAUGUGAACAAGUCCCGAUCUUCACGGAUGCCUUCUGGGAGUGUAUGGUCAGGAGGUAUACGUCAACGAUCUAUCAUCCUGUGGGCACCUGCAAAAUGGGUCCCUACUGGGACAAAGAUGCAGUGGUGGACGCCAAACUGAGGGUCUACGGGAUCCGAGGAUUGCGCGUUAUCGAUGCCAGUAUUAUGCCCAAAUUGGUGUCUGCCAAUACGAACGCCCCGGUUAUUAUGAUUGCCGAGAAGGGCAGCGAUAUGAUCAAGGAGUUCUGGAUCAAGAACACCAUCGUCUGAGGGAAAUCUUUCUUAGGGAAGAUUAAAACUAGGUUUUUAUUCAUGUCUGAUUUGUCUUCGUAUUGAAUGUGUGAUUAAGGUGAAUGUUUUAGUGGCUGAAUUGAGUGUAAUGUUUCUGUGAAUGUUGUGUAUAUGUCUUAGGUAUAGUUCUUCCCUUCCUUAAGCUCUCUCUCUCUUAUUUAAAAUGAAAUCAAAUUCGACUUGUCCCGCAUCUUUCUUUUUUUUUUUUUUUGAACUAGU